AUGGCGGCCAAGACCAGAGUCGCCAUCGCAGGCGCGUCCGGAGUGACGGGCUCCUCUAUCGUCAACGCCCUCCUUGCAACCCCGAGAAAUUCGUACGUCGAAAUUCCUUUUCCCCUCGCCCGCCAAGCCUCCAUCAACAAACCUGCAUACGUCGCGUUCGCCAACCGCGGCGUCAUCAUCAAGCCCAUCGAACUCGACGGGCCGUCGGAUAUCCUCGUCCAAGCUCUCACCGGCAUGGACGUCGUCAUCUCCACCAUGACGUUGCUUCAACUCAAGGAAGAAACGGCGCUCAUUGAGGCCGCGCACAAGGCUCGCAUAGAAGGAGGACAUACUGGAUCACAUCAAAAGGCUCUACCUACCCUACACUGCCAUCGGCUUUGGCUGGUGGUAUCAACUCUCCCUGCCGUCCCUGCCAUCGGGACGACUCCGCGCCAAGGAGAAUAUUCGACGACGCAGAUCGUCGGCGACGGGAACACGCCCUGGGCCCUGACGGAUAACCGCGAUAUCGGAAAAUACGUCGCGAGAAUCAUUGUCGAUCCGAGGACGUUGAACAGGGCCGUUUUCGGGUACAGCAAAGUUUGGACGCAGACUGAGGUCUUUGAUCUUCUUGAGAAGGUGACGGGCGAGUCUGUCCCACGAGAAUAUGUGACCAAGGAGGAACUGCUCGAGAUCAUCUCAGAAGGCGAGGCGGAGAUUGCCAAGAACAACAUGGACCCAAGCGGCAUGUUGAAGCUUGGCAUGGCGCAGUAUCGAAAUUUGCUGGGUAUCAGAGGGGAUAACACCCCUCAGCAUGCCAAGUAUCUCGGAUACCUCGACGUCAAGGAGCUUUACCCAGACGUGGAAGCCACACCGCUCGAGAGCUAUAUCAAAGAUGCUUUCGAAGGCAAGGUGAAAACGGUCUACUCGUGA
This is a messenger RNA of Scedosporium apiospermum, 909 nucleotides long. RefSeq lists its product as uncharacterized. The transcript has 4 exons. NCBI's taxonomy places the organism in Eukaryota, Fungi, Ascomycota, Sordariomycetes, Microascales, Microascaceae. The record is from RefSeq and is a predicted model, not a curated record. The coding region runs from base 1 to 909 and encodes 302 amino acids.